This is a messenger RNA of Sclerotinia sclerotiorum 1980 UF-70, 1602 nucleotides long. RefSeq lists its product as hypothetical. Gene Ontology annotation, molecular function: NAD+ binding. The transcript has 2 exons. The record is from RefSeq and is a predicted model, not a curated record. The coding region runs from base 1 to 1602 and encodes 533 amino acids. Lineage: Eukaryota; Fungi; Ascomycota; Leotiomycetes; Helotiales; Sclerotiniaceae.
AUGAAUUCCGCUACGUUAAAUGGUGUAGGCUCUGUCACAAAGUCGCCACUUUCAAAAACUAUCAAUUUGCUGUCCGAUGCUGAAGAUUCGGAAAAUGAUGAUGUGUUACAGGGAGUCUCUCGUGAUACUUCACGUGGCAUGCCACACCACCAAAAUGCAGUACCACAAGAGCUCGAGGAAGCUUUGAGUGCGAACGAAAGCAGUGUAGAAGAUGAAUCCGAGGGCUUUGCAGCUGAACCUGAAAGUGAAGAUAGAGAUGAAGAGGAAGAUAGCGAGAGUAGUCUCUUGGAAGAUCUUAUGGAUGGUUUAACUGAUGAGGCUUUAUACGACGAUGAAUCUAAUCCUGAGAGAUGUACUCGUGAAGAGGCUCAGAAUUAUCGUCGCGAUCUUCGAAGACUCGGUCCUCGCGAAUUCUGUAGAGUCACCGUGGAAUCAAACACUGUCACCGCCAAGAAGCUCUUGACUGCGUUUGCUAUUCGUCCACCAAGCUACCUUGAGGGUCAGCCGGAUGAGGAAUACUACCAACUUCUAAGUUACGCCUUACGUCGUGAGUUGAUGAAGCGUUUGAAACUUCCAGACUACAACACUGUCGACGAUGCGAUAGUUCUCAUAAAAAAUGCUAAAAAAAUCAUUGUCAUUACCGGCGCUGGUAUUUCCACUUCUCUCGGCAUACCCGAUUUCAGAUCCGCAAAUGGAUUGUACGCACAGUUGGAAGAUACGGGUCUUUCUGACCCUCAGGAGGUAUUUAAUAUUGACCUCUUCAGAGAGGAUCCAACAAUCUUUUUCCAAAUUGCAAAGAAUAUUCUACCAUCUGUUGUACGCUUCUCACCAACCCAUCAAUUUAUCAAAGUUCUACAAGACAAAGGCAAAUUACUCACCAACUACACGCAAAAUAUUGAUGGUAUCGAAAGCGCUGCGGGAAUCCUUCCAGAGAAUGUCAUUCAGUGUCAUGGAUCAUUUGCGACCGCCACAUGUCAACAGUGUAGUACUCAGGUAAAGGGGACAGAAGUUUUCCCGGAGAUCAAAGCUGGCAACAUUCCGCGAUGCAAAGUCAAAGGCUGCAAAAUCCCUGCUCCACCUCCACCAAAGCAAACUCUUAAGCGUAAGAGAUCCUCGAAUGGUGGCAGUAAGAAACGAGGUCGGUCCAAAAAUGAUGAUGAGAACGAAGAAGACGAUAUUCCUCAACCUGGCAUCAUGAAGCCAGAUAUUACCUUCUUCGGUGAAUCGCUACCCGACAAAUUCGCCGAUCGACUGAGCAAACAUGAUAGAGAUCAAGUUGACCUUGUCAUUACUAUCGGGACAUCCUUGAAGGUUGCACCUGUGAGCGAAGUCGUGCCAUAUCUUCCCAGCAACGUACCACAAAUUCAAAUCAACCGAGACCCUGUGAGUCAUGUUGAAUUUGACAUCGACCUUCUCGGCGAAUGUGAUGUUGUCGUCUCGGAAUUGUCCAAAGCUCUAGGUUGGAGCCUCGAUCAUGAGAUGAUUCCAAAAAACCAGGAGAUUGAAGUUACCACGGUUCCAGGAUUUAACAAUCGUCACCAGUUCAAACAAACGCACCCUGCACCUGUACGUGCGCCUGUGCCUGAGAUAAAGACAGACUGA